Thermothielavioides terrestris NRRL 8126 is the source of this 1741-nucleotide messenger RNA. RefSeq lists its product as uncharacterized. The record is from RefSeq and is a predicted model, not a curated record. Gene Ontology annotation, biological process: anterograde axonal transport. Gene Ontology annotation, cellular component: mitochondrion. NCBI's taxonomy places the organism in Eukaryota, Fungi, Ascomycota, Sordariomycetes, Sordariales, Chaetomiaceae. The transcript is spliced from 4 exons. The coding region runs from base 125 to 1690 and encodes 521 amino acids.
CCAUCCAAUUCUCUACGCGCGCUCACCAUACCUCUUUCUCGUGCGGCUGACGCAUCUCCUUCUCGUUUUCCUAGGUCCUGCAGAGAACGCUACCGAACAAACUGAAGAAAAACCCGACGUCGAAAUGACGGACGAUGCCGCUCCAGCUGAGCCUGCACCGCAGGCUGCCGACGCUUCUGAGGCAGCAGAGCCGGAGCAGGCCGAGCAGACCGAGCAGGCUGAGCAGGCUGAGCAGGCGGAGUCUGCCGCGGCCGGUGCCGACAAGUCCAAGUCCAAGCGCAAGUCAAUUGGCGGUGGUGACACAAAGGGCAAGAAGCUGAACAAAAAAGCGUCCAAGCCGCGUAUGCUGCAUCUGGACGCCAAGCCGGGCGAUCACUUCUUCGUGAAGCUCAAGGGCUUUCCGCAAUGGCCUGUCAUCAUCUGCGACGAGGACAUGCUUCCAGCCUCGCUCCUCAAGACUCGGCCCGUCACUGCGAAGCGCGCUGAUGGCACCUACCGCGAGGACUACGCCGACGGCGGCAAGAAGGUUGCGGACCGGACAUUCCCCGUCAUGUACCUGCACACCAACGAAUUUGGGUGGGUGUGCAACACGGACCUGAUCGAGCUUGAUCCCUCGACCGUCUUGGACGUUAAGCUGGACAAGAUGCGGAAGCCUCUCCAGGCUGCUCACCAGCUGGCGGCGGAGCAGCAUCCGCUGUCGUACUACAAGGAAGUGCUGCAAAAUUACCAAGAAGAGCUCAUUGAGAAGGAGAAGGCCAAGGCGGCAAAGGCCGCCACGCCCAAGGGCAAGAAAUCCAAGGCUGCGAGCCAGGAGGACGAGGACGUCGAGAUGGAGGAUGCCCCCGACGUCGAGACGCCCGCCAAGGACAAGAAGGCCAAGAAGAGGAAGGCCGAGGACAGUGCCGAGACGCCCCAGCGCUCAGAUUCGGUGAAGAAGCCCAAGAUCAAGUUGACAACGAGCGCGACUCCGAAGGCGGCCAACGGCGGCGCUGCGUCUACGCCAAAGUCCGGCAAAGCCGGCGAGUCCAAGAGCGCCAAGGCCAAGUCCAAGAAAGCAAAGGAGGAGGGUGACAAGGAAGUUGAGAAGGAAGCCCCGGCUCCCAAGGAACCGGAACUCUCGGCUGAGGACAAGCACGCUCGGAAAAAGAAGGAGGUUCUGUUCCUUCGGCACAAGCUUCAGAAGGGCCUCCUGACCCGGGACCAGGAGCCCAAGGAGGAGGAGAUGAAGCUCAUGUCGGACUACAUCACGAAACUCGAAGGGUUCCCCGACCUGGAAGUCAGCAUCAUCAGGGCGACUAAGAUCAACAAGGUCCUGAAGGCGAUCCUGAAGCUGGAGCACAUUCCGAAGGAGGAGGAGUUCAAGUUCAAGCCGCGCUCGCAGGUUCUGCUGGACAAGUGGAACAAGCUCCUGGCUGUCGAAGGGGCGCCGGCAGCUCCCGCCGCCGAAGUCAAUGGCACGUCCAAGGCCCCUACUCAGGCUAACGGCGUGAAGGAGAAGAGCGAGGCAGCGGAGCCUCCGAAGGCCAAGGAGGAGACCGAUGAGGGAGCCAAAAGCGAGCCGCAGGAUACCAAAACAAAGUCCGAAAAGGAGCCCGAGGGCGAGGUCAAGGAGGCGCCGAAGGCGGCAACGAAGCCUGUGGAGGGGUCUGAGGCGGCAGAGAAGCCGGCUGCUGAACAGGUGAGACUCUGACUCGAAACGCGCGGCUCAUUUCUCUCGCGGCAUCAAUGUCCUGACGAGCUU